Messenger RNA from Lolium rigidum, 1702 nucleotides. RefSeq names its product protein Rf1, mitochondrial-like. The record is from RefSeq and is a predicted model, not a curated record. Gene Ontology annotation, molecular function: protein binding. The coding region runs from base 1 to 1560 and encodes 519 amino acids. The transcript is spliced from 3 exons. NCBI's taxonomy places the organism in Eukaryota, Viridiplantae, Streptophyta, Magnoliopsida, Poales, Poaceae.
AUGCCGCGCUUCCGACCCCGCUCCCCUUCUUUCCACGACCCCGUCCCCUCACCCGGCUAUCAGCUGCUCAACGAAUUCAAGGAUCGUCUGGGCUCGGAGACGCUCAGUCCUGAGCUUGCGCACCAACUGUUCGGCAAAUUGCUUCGUCAACCCGUCAAGGUACCAGAACGCGCGCUCAACGGCUUUUUCGCCGCCCUCGCGCGUGCCCCGCCCUCCAUUGCCUGCCCCGAUGGCCCUGCCCUCGCCAUCACUCUCUUCCAACAAAUGGCCCGAGCAGGCCAACGUCCGGUGACCGCACCCACCAUUUACACAUACAACAUACUGAUUGGUUGCUGCUGCCACACCCACCGCCCGGACCUAGGGCCUGCCUUCUUCGGGCACCUCCUCAAGACAGGUAUCAGGGAGAACGUUGUCACUUUCAACAAUUUAUUGAAGUGCCUCUGUGACAUGAAGCGAACGGAGGAGGCUCUGGACGUGCUGCUCCACAGGAUGCCCGGCGACCUUCCUAAUGCCAUCACCAGACGUGGCCACUCUCCCAACGUGGUUUCAUACAGCACGGUAAUUGAUGGCUUCUUGAAGGAGGGUGAAAUAAGAAAAGCUUUGGAUCUAUUUCAUGAAAUGAUACAGCAGGGGAACGGCCAUAAACCUAAUGCUGUCUCAUACACCACGCUUAUUGAUGGCUUCUUGAAAGAGGGUGAAAUAAGCAAAGCAUGUGAUCUAUUCUGUGAAAUGAUACAACAGAGGAUUGAGCCUGAUGUGGUGACAUAUAAUUCCAUUAUUGAUGGGCUGUGCAAAGCAACUAGAGCAAUGGACAAGGCAGAGGGUGUCCUUCGGCAAAUGGUCGAUAACGGUGUUCGGCCGGAUACGGUGACAUAUAAUAGCCUGAUCCAUGGAUAUUCCACUUCGGGCCAGUCGGAAGAAGUCGCUAGGUUGUUGGAAGAAAUGAAAACUCAAGGUAUCAUGUGGGACAUUUUUACUUGCAACUCAUUCAUGGACUAUCUUUGGAAGACCAGAAGAAUCAAAGAAGCUACAGAAUUAUUUUAUUCCAUGGCUGAGAAGGGCCAUAAACCCGAUGUUGUCUCAUACGGGAUUAUGCUUCAUGGUUAUGCUACAGAAGGAUCCCUUGUUGAUAUGAAUGAUUUCCGUGAGCAGAUGGUACGAGACGGAGUUGUACCCAGUCUCAGUGUUUACAACAUACUGAUUGGUGCAUAUGCUAAGUGUGGAAAGAUGGAUGCAGCAAUGCUUGUCUUCGAAGAUAUGUUGAAGCAUGGUGUGAACCAUGAUCAGGUCACAUAUUUAAUUGUGAUAGCUGCAUUUUGCAGAAUGGGCAGGAUGGAUGAUGCCAUGGACAAAUUCAGUGAGAUGAUUGAUAUGGGUGUACCACAUGACACAGGUGUUUACGAGUGCAUGAUCAAGGGUUACUUUAGACAAGGUGAUUUGGUGCAAGCCAACAAAUUGUUUACCGAAAUGAAGAACAAGGGUAUUUGUCAUAGUCCGCGGAAGGGUAAUGAAAGAAGACACAAUAUUUUUGACUUGGUUAUUGGUACUGGUAUGGCCUGAUCCUGUUACACAAACUUCAAUGAACAAUGGAUAUUGCUUAGUGUCCAACAUGGAGAAAACAUUCAGGGUAGAUACUGUGGUAUCACCUGGCGCCGCGCUAGUGUUAUUACUCAGCACUUGUUACUUAGCAUGGUUAUGCUCU